CAACAGUCUCAACAACAAGAAUAUUUUAUCUCUCAUCAAAUAUUACUACAACAACAAUUUAUUACUAUUCGAAUCUAGACUAAAAUUUUUAACACAUCAAACGAUGCCUUGCUUUAAAGAACAAUCAGCAGAAUCCACCAAAAACAAGGAAAUUAAUGCUAAAUUGACUAGGGAUAAUCAAAAACAAAAGUCAGAGUUGAAACUUUUGUUACUAGGAGCUGGUGAAUCAGGGAAAUCCACCAUCUUUAAACAAAUGAAAAUUAUUCACCACAAAGGCUACACACCAGAAGAAUGUAUACGUUUCAAAGAUGUUAUCUAUGGAAAUACUUUACAAUCCAUCAGAGUUUUGAUCGAAGCAAUGCAAACUCUGAAUCCACAAAUUUCAUUUUCAAAUUCAUCAAAUAUCGAACGUGCAGAAAAGUUUACCAGAAUUCCAGAACAACAAAUUAUUCUCAAUGCUGGAAGUAUAAUUUCACCUGAACUCGGAAAGGAUAUUAAAUUACUGUGGUCUGAUGCUGGUAUUCAAGAAGCUUAUAGGAGAAGAAGUGAAUAUCAAUUGAAUGAUUCUGCUGAAUAUUAUUUGAGAGAUAUUGAAAGAUUGACAAGUAACAAUUAUCAACCAACCCAACAAGAUGUUCUCCGUUCAAGAGUCAAGACAGUUGGUAUCGUAGAAGCAGAUUUUAGUAUUGAAGGAUACAAAUUCAAGAUGAUUGACGUUGGUGGUCAAAGAAACGAAAGAAGAAAAUGGAUUCACUGUUUUGAUGAUGUUACAGCAAUUAUUUUCGUUGCUGCAUUGAGUGAAUACGAUCAAGUUUUAUUUGAAGAUAAGGAUAUGAAUCGUAUGAUUGAAUCAUUGACUCUUUUUACUGAAAUUUGUCAAUCUCGUUACUUUAAAACAACUCCACUUAUUAUUUUCUUCAAUAAGAAUGACUUGUUUGAAGAGAAAAUCAAAGUUAAGGAUUUGGACAAGUGUUUCCCUGAAUAUACAGGUGGACGAGAUGUUGGUAAGGCCAGAACUUACAUUAUGGAUCAAUUCAUUUCUCGAGCUGGAGCUGCCAAAUCUCAAAGUUCAAAGACAGGACGUCAACUUUAUCAUCACAUAACUUGUGCCACAGAUACAGGUACAAUGAAAAAAGUUUUGGAUGAUGUCAAAAACAGUAUUAUCGUAGAUUAUAUGAAAGAUAUGAACAUGUUGUAAUUUACAAUGAGAGAAUCCUUACUUGUUCACCACCACCACCACUUAUUCGUCUUGUUACGUCUGACAUCAUUUACAAUAAUUUACUCUACCUUUAUCUCUUUUCACAGAGACAACUCUCCUAAAAUAAUUCUUCACAAUAACUGUGUAAAAUAAUCCCAUCACCAUUUAAUCUUAUUAAAAAAUUAUGUUUAUUUAAGCAAGGUUUUAAAGUGUUGAAUCAGAUUGUUGUAAGAUUCAAUAGUAGUAGAAAGGUCUUCUCUCGCAAGGAUUCGAUACUAUAUAAAUAUUUAAUUGAAUG
Naegleria gruberi is the source of this 1496-nucleotide messenger RNA. RefSeq lists its product as uncharacterized. The transcript has 4 exons. Gene Ontology annotation, biological process: adenylate cyclase-modulating G protein-coupled receptor signaling pathway. Gene Ontology annotation, molecular function: GTPase activity; G-protein beta/gamma-subunit complex binding; G protein-coupled receptor binding. Gene Ontology annotation, cellular component: heterotrimeric G-protein complex. The coding region runs from base 104 to 1198 and encodes 364 amino acids. The record is from RefSeq and is a predicted model, not a curated record. NCBI's taxonomy places the organism in Eukaryota, Heterolobosea, Eutetramitea, Acrasida, Naegleriidae.